This is a messenger RNA of Vitrella brassicaformis, 1962 nucleotides long. The record is from the annotation of a GenBank genome assembly. Lineage: Eukaryota; Vitrellaceae.
GAAACAGCGAAAAACAGUUUUGAAGGGCGAGGGAACAUUGAAAUAGCGAAGAGAAGCUUCUCAUCACUUCCCAGCCACAGGGAUGCAAGAUCUGGCGCAGCGGCUCGGCAACCGCGGUGCGGCUUUCUUGGGUGAGAAGCUCGAUUUCGUCAAGAAGCAGAUAGCCAAGAUCCAGAAGCCCGGAGAGGGCGAACUGGGAGCAGACGGCUUCGAGGGCUCUUUUGGCUCGUCGGGCGGCGAGGACUCGCCCACCGCGCCCAUCAUGAUCACAUAUCUCCUGCAAAACGUUGAUGGCGAGGACGAGGAGAACGUCUUCUGUGUGCCGGACGCUUCGUCGGCCUCGCGAGUGACGCUCGACAAGAUCAGGCGGCGGUUCCCCGUGCCGGGCCACUUCUGGUUUCGAUUCAAGACGGCAUACGUGGCGGAUGGCGGUGGCGACGGCGACUAUCUGUGGCUGGAUCCUAUCUACCCAAGCGAGCCGGUGCCCACCUACAAGGGCCAGAUAGUCAUGAAGGUCCUCUCUGUCCCGGCAGACGUCCUCCCUCCCCCACCACCACCCGCACCCACACCCAUUUCAACCCACCCACACCAUCUGGCAUCAGCAGAAGGGUCACCACCAGCAGUGGUCAGACGCCGGGCGCACACACCCGGCCCAUCGCGGGACGGCGCUGCGACAUCUCCCCGGCGGACGCUGUCGAGCAACGAACAGGCGAGGGAGUCUGUGAGCGAGACGCCCGGCGUCAUCAUGGGAGGGGGCGGGGAGCGCAUGAGGCACCACGGUGUGCGUGGGGGCGGCAGCGAGAAUCUGUCGGCGGGAGGGGCCAAGUCGCACCCGGCGAGCCCAUUGCAGCCGUCAAUCAGCCCCUCGAUGGAGCACGACGACCUCCUUGACUUCGGCGCCGGUCAGUGAGCCGGGAUCUGCAUGGCUGCAUCGUUUAUCUGCACACACUGAUUGUGUGUGCAGGUGAGAGGGAUGACGAUAAUCUGCCUGCGAGUGCGGCUGGUGGUGUGCCAGUGCAGCAGCUCGACCGUGACGAGCUGGUUCGGAAGAGGCUCGAGGCCAAGCACCAGAGAGUCGCUGAGGUCUACACCGAACACAAUGGUGAGCGUGAGCGGGCUCAUCUGCUGUGUGUGUGUGUGUCGACACGUCCACUUGACAUGAGUGGUGUCAUUGAUGCUCAGAGCGUCGGCAAAAGGAGGCCACCAAGUUGCAGGAGAAGAUCGAAGCUGGAUGUGAGUGUACCAUGCACCGCACUCAACCACACUGACACACACACUGAUGUGCUGCGCAUGCGCGUGGCUGUGCGGCUGUCUGGGUGGCUGCCUGCGAUGCUUGUUUGUGAUGUGAAUGUGAGCAGCUGAGCUGUCGGGUCAGAUGGACAAGUGGGCCAAGACAUCCGACGGCUCUUACAAGGACAUACGCAGCCUCCUCAGCACACUCCAAGACGUAAGCAAUCACGCCAACAGACCAGACAGAGACAGCCGCACACACACACCUUGUGCCGUGCAGACAGACCUUCAUGUGUGCUGUGCGUUGGGUUCGAUGGAUGUGUGUGCAGGUGUUGUGGGAGGGCCACGACUGGAAGCCCAUCUCGCUGUCGACUCUCAUGAUGAGCUCAGCCGAAGUCAAAAAGGCCUACAGGUUAGUGACGAACCGCACACAGCACAGCACAGCACAGCACAGCACAGCGCAGCGCAGCGCAGCACAGCACAGCCCCGUGUGAAUGCGUAGCCUGUGUGUGUGUUGGGCCACAUCAGGCUGGCGUUGAUAUUGGCUCAUCCAGACAGACACCAGCACGCAUCGGCCGACCAGCAGGUGCUCACACUCGCCCACACCGGCAGUGACACACACACGCCCGGACACGCACUUGUUUGUGUUGGUGUGUUUGAUGGAUGGAUCAGUAUCGCGCUGAGAGGGUCUUCCAGGCCAUCAACGCGGCGUGGAAGAACAAACAAAACUGA